Molecule: messenger RNA, 2748 nt
Organism: Maudiozyma saulgeensis
Lineage: Eukaryota; Fungi; Ascomycota; Saccharomycetes; Saccharomycetales; Saccharomycetaceae
Source: the annotation of a GenBank genome assembly
AUGUACAAAUUACAACUGCAGUUAAUCCCACCUAGUGCAACGACGAACCCUGCACAAAAUAAUGCUAGCCAGCAUUUCUUUAACAACUCAUUGAUGAGUGCUAACAUGUCUGGAAUUUCACUAAAUAAUUUUCCAACAAAUUAUUUAUUUAGAAGAGAAAAUGGGAUGCAUUUUAAUUCAGGAAGAAGAAACGUAAAUACUUCAGCCAUACCUAGGAUUAAUUCCAAUAUAAAAAGGGUUUUACAUUUUACAAAGAAAACGAUCAAUUUACAACAACUAAGUGAUGAGAUAAUAGAGAAAAUUGGCAAAAUGUAUCCUGAUUUGGAAUCUGAACUUGAAAUUGAAACUUUACAGGAUCAAUGGGGCUGUGAUUUGGAUCCUGAUUUUAUCGUAGGUGAAGUUUUUGCAACAGAUAGCGUUGUUCAAGUUCUUUUAAAGAAUGAUAUCGAUUGGACUGAACAUAUUCCAGUUUCUGGAUAUGCUAAUAAACGAAUGAAAGUAUCAUCAAUACGAAGUAACCCAAACCGGGCUACACCAUCCACUGCCACUCAGAAUCACCUAAAUCCUCCUUCAAUUAAUGUUACCAGUGCAUCUCACAGUGAAAACGAAACUAACGGAAUUACUUUACGUAAGAGAACAACGUCACAACCAUCAAAAGGAUCAUUUUAUAAGGGGAUCAGAAUAUCUACACCUUUGGUUCAUCAAAUACGCCGAUCAAGUGAAAUGAAUGACGAGGAUCACACCGUUGAUCCAAGAAAUAAAUCUAUCCUUCCACCGCCUUCCCAACCACAAUCUCCUCCAAUCCGUAUUAGUUCAGGUAUAGAAACAGGAAAAAGAAUUAGAAGCUUAGUGGAAGAUGAUACUGUUUCAAGAUCCGAAACUGUAGAUCCACAAAAGGCAAAACAGCAGAUCCUACAGUUUAAUUCCCCGCAUAUUCCUAUAACUACACCAAACAGGACAAAUGUGAUGACACGAAGUACAUAUUAUGAAGCAGGAAAAGAAAGUUCAUCUUAUGAUCAGAAUAAAAUACCCUCUGUUAAGCGCCAACAACCAUUGCAGACACCUAAAGUUGGCUCAAUUAGAAUCCAACCAGAAAACGAAGGAAAUGGUGAACCACAGUCAGGUUCUACUCCUCUGACUAAUGGGAGUUCCUUCAAAACAAAGAUUUCUGCAUCAGCAGUACGUUCCUUGUAUUCUCACCAGGUGUCUGUUAUAGCUGCAUCGACUAAAGAAAAUUUAAACAUAGAUGAUAUCAUCUCAGGUCAAUUUCCAGCAAGGCCUAAAAUAGUGAGAAACCGAGAAAAAAUCCCUAGAUCACCACCAAAAGUUUUAAAACGCCAACAAAGUUCAAUUGCUGACAAUAACGGUUCCCCUGUAAAAAAUAUUCCUAUUCAUGAAGAGGAGGAUAACCAAGUACAUUUGGCUGCACUUCCUGAUAGUGAGCAUGGUACCUUGAAAUCUGAUGAUGUACAUAGGAAACCAACAAGACAAAUAACAAGUGAGAUUGGCCAGAAGGUAUCUGCGAAAACAACUGUGCCAACAGUAUCUUCCAAUCCUCCUGUAAAAACCACACAUAUUGAACGUAGGAAAGAAGAGAUGGAUUUAUCUCUUACACAAGGCAAUUCCAAGACUGCUGAAACAACUGAAUCUAUCGAAAACAUGAACUCUAAGGAAUCGGUAGGGAAUUCAAGUUUCCAGAAGAAACAUUUGUUAGAGGCUAUGCACUCCAAAAGUACGAAGAUACCAGCAUUCCUGAGGGGAGAUUCUCAGAAAACUACGGCCAAAAGUUCAUCCAGAAAGAAACCAUACACAACCGUAUUGAACAAAGAUAUAGACAACUCAAAACCAGACCCAAGGAAUAUUAUGCCAAAGCACAUGCCAAGAAAUGCUGCUAGGAGAGCUGCUCAGAAACUCUCUGGAAAUCCUGACUCAGAUACUGAAAAUAGUUCUGAGAGUAGCAUUGAAAGUGGAACCAAGAUUGUACCGUCCACUCUAAGUGAGGGAGAAGAGUACGGGGAAGUGGAUGACGGGUUUGAUACAGAUACAGGGAUAGAAACUGAUUACUUCUCUGAUAAUUCGAUACCAGCUCAUGAGAAUAUUGCAGAACCUGGAAAUCCACUACUAAAACUGAACAUCGAUCCUAUCAAAGAGAGAAUAGUAACAGAAUUAGAUACUCAAGUUAUGCCUGAUCAACAAAAUACAAAUGGUAAUGAACAACAAACUCCUGAUGUAACCAACCACAAAAUAUCUGAAAACGUUAAAAAUUUUGAUAAGGUUAUUCCUGAUAGCGAAGGAAGUUUAUUUGCUCGCAACAGCAACGAAACCUUCUCUACUAUUAGUGGCUCUGCCCCGAACGAAUACAGUCAUUUGGUUAUCGGACAUGGAAUGCCAAAUGUACCAUCAAAUAAGACGACCCACAAGGAAUCUAAAACCAUCGAAUCUGUUACUAAACCUGUUCAACUUAAGAUAGCUACUUCUAACAACGAUGGAAAAGCAUCAAAUUUGAACUCACGAGACACCCCGAAGUAUCAUACAGGGCUUUUACAUCAUCAGCCCCCUAAAAUGAGACCAUCUUUGCAUACUAUUAUGGACAUCAAAGAGAAGAACUUUCAAACUGUCACAGAUAAUAAGGCCGCUGAUAUAACACAGGAGCAAGAAACUAGUUCAGAUGAGGAUAUGCCAAGUGAAACAAGUUCAGAAAAUGACUCCGACUACAUCGACUCCAUAGGUUUCCCAACACCUGCUUAG